GCAAACGCGAGCAGAGGAGUUGUCACUUUGCCAGGGGCCGAGGCGGCGAGUUUCCCGUCGAGCACCCCCCCCCCCCCCCCCCCCCCCCCCCCCCCCCCCCCCCCCUGGUUCCAGCGAACCGCGGAACACUCAGGAGCCCGGCUUUUGGACGGCAGAUCGGGCUUUUGGACGCUUUUCUCGAGCCGUUUCUGGGGGGUUCUGCUGGUCGAGGCACUCGGCCACCUAUUUAUUUAUUGAGGACGAUGCUUCCGCCCAGCAGCGGUUGAGCUUCGCGUUGCUGAUCCUUCGCUUUGGUGCGUGCUUUGCUUGCUCCUGACUUGUGCUUGUCGAGAGCUCAUGUCGCCGACGGCGGCGUCGUCGGGGCCGGAACCGCCGUUCCGGCCACGAGAGAAGGUCCUGGAGAAGCAGAGGUACUUCCAGAGCGUGCAGAAGCCGACGUACCUCAAGGGCCGCUACGAUGUGGUCACCUCCGUCGCCGUCCCGCUCGCCCUCGCAGUCUCCAGCAUGUACCUCGUUGGGCGCGGGAUCUACAACAUGUCUCACGGCAUAGGGAAGAAGGAGUGAACUCUUUGUACAUGAACAUGACUCGUCGAUCGGUGGACUCUUGUCUCAUAUGUACUGUAUAUAUUCUGUAAAUACAGUGAGGACUCGAAUGUGGUGGAUUGGAUAUGGGGAAAACAAAUCCGUCCAAGGCCGUGUGUAUUGUGUAAGUCCAUGUUUAGGCUGUCUCCAGCGUGCGCAUGCUGCGAGCCGCCCCCUCUUUUUACCCUGCUCCGCCAGAUGUAUGUUUAGAUUGACGCAUCGUUUAGCUUCAAAUCUCCGUUUAUAUAAAUGGAGAUUUUAAACCGUGAUUUGUUACCUUCAAAUUUAUGUAUAAUUUGAAGCUAACAAUCACGGUUUGAAUCUCCACUUAUGUAUAAUUUUUAUAGUAGUAAAGAUUGCAAUGUACGAUGAAAAUGAAGCAGGUUACUAUUUAUGCUUAAAAAUACAUUUGUGUUAUGUUAA
Messenger RNA from Zea mays, 1005 nucleotides. Its product is annotated as cytochrome-c oxidase. The record is from RefSeq and is a predicted model, not a curated record. Bases 337 to 564 code for a protein of 75 amino acids. Lineage: Eukaryota; Viridiplantae; Streptophyta; Magnoliopsida; Poales; Poaceae. The transcript is spliced from 2 exons.